Messenger RNA from Phyllotreta striolata, 562 nucleotides. The record is from the annotation of a GenBank genome assembly. NCBI's taxonomy places the organism in Eukaryota, Metazoa, Arthropoda, Insecta, Coleoptera, Chrysomelidae.
AGUCACUCAGCGAUUCUCGCAGCGUUUGUCGAUUCCAUUUUAAAAACUAACCAAAGAUGUUCGCUCGAAUAUUGGCGAUGUUCUCCGUCUCUCUCAUCUGUAUUGAAUUGGCCGAAAGUGCACCAGCUUUGGCUAAAUCACCGUCAAUGCAAUAUUUAACCGGAGGUCCGGGGUACAUACCAGUCUACAUCAGGCCCGGUGAAACGCCGCUCGAAGAAAUCAACCCCGAUUUGGCCGCGGCCUUCGAGUUUUAUGCACAGAAACACGGCCGAAUAACUUUUGCUCGUUCCAUACAGGACGAAGCCGACGAUGAUGGUGAAAUUAAAACUGUAUACCCGGAACGCAUCAGAAUAUCGGAGAUCGAGAAGGUGACCCUAGACGAAGAUCCCGCGCCUGAAGAGGACAAUAAAGUUAGCGAAGCAAAAAAACCAAAAGAUGAUUCGAAAUACAGCAACAUCCAAAAGAUACCCAGAGCGUAAGAUGUGAUAAGUAGUCUUUAGAUAUUUAUUUUGUUGUAAAUACAUUCUUCAAUGUAGAGAGUUAAUAUAGAAGUAAAGUUAUU